This is a messenger RNA of Truncatella angustata, 400 nucleotides long. RefSeq lists its product as uncharacterized. The transcript has a single exon. Bases 118 to 375 code for a protein of 85 amino acids. The record is from RefSeq and is a predicted model, not a curated record. NCBI's taxonomy places the organism in Eukaryota, Fungi, Ascomycota, Sordariomycetes, Amphisphaeriales, Sporocadaceae.
CUCAAGAGUGAAUGAUGUCUGGUUAUUUCUUCUAUCCAGGACACUCGACGCGCCCCCUUAUAUAUUGAUAUUUCAUCAGCUGAAUGAGUCACCCUUUCAGACCUUCCAAAUAUUAUUAUGACAUUAAGACGGCUAUCGAUUGAGACCUGCACUCGUUAUCCAACCUUGCCAGGCACUCUCAUCGAUCUGACCAACCAGAAACCUAAUACCUCCACUUUUCGGCCUCCAGGUCAGCUCCUCAGUCUCCCACAUGCUCCUGGGUGGGCCGUGCCAAAUCACAGCAUUUCACGGCCGAAGAAAACGAGAAAACAAUCAAACAGAAGGGAAAAGAAGACGAUUAGCAGCGUUGAGGUCUCAGGAACAAGUCGAUACUAAACAGAAAUGGGUUAUGAGAAUGUGG